AGAGGAGCAGAGGGAAGUGGUGCACAACAUGGAGACGAUUACAGGCAGAGACACAGGGAGGAGGGAGAGAAGAGGAGCAGACAGUCAGUGGAGCAUCGGCACGGCAGCAGAGCGACACAGGACCGACGGAGGAGAGAAGAAGAAGAGGACAGCAAACCUGGCUGACAGCAACACAACAUUAGAACAUUUACAGCAGAGCAUCAACUCUAAUACAGUUCACAUCAAAGCAGAAGCAACAGAUUGCCCCCCAGUUGCAAUUGUUGCUGCAACUGAUGCUCUCCCGGCGGACCUGGGCUUGGAAAUGAAGCAGAUUUGCAACUGACGUCUCCUGGGUUUUAAAAGUCAGUUUAUCUGUGUGAAAGAAAUGAUUUCGCUCUGUCAACGAGCGAGGAUACGAUAAUGCCGAGGGACAGAAACGAAAAGCUUUGAUUCAGUCGGGAAGCAACACGUUUCAGGCUGGGCGUCAACAUCACCUCUACCACCAGCGUCUCCUCCCAUCUUCCUGCCUUCACCGGGAUCCAAGGAAGACCAGGCAUCCGAGCUGUGAAUGCACAAACAGACGGAGGAUGUUAGAUUGACAUGCAGAGAGCAGAGUUCAGGGAGUUUUGCUGUGAAGCUAAAAGAGCAAGAUCAGGGUUUAUCAGCGUGACGGAGGAGGUGAGACGCAGAAGCAGACAACAAUAAGUCCAUCAGAGUAUCACCUGGACUUCUGAGGACAACAAGGGAUGAAGAGGAGGAUGCUGUCCAGCUUCUGCCUGAGAAUGGAAGCAAAACAAGCAUCCAAAAACUAGAGCAGGAAUGACAGGAAGACUGAGAUCCAACUCUGCUACGCACAGAUAGAUAAAGCAUACACAAAGAUAUCAUUCAUCAGAACACUUAACCUCAUCGAAAGUGAGCAUCCAGCAGAGACAGAUCUCACUUCACAAGGAUGUAUUCGCACCACUGGAGCUCGCAUUUUGUCUAGAGAAACAUCGAAUUCUUGUCGCCACUUGCCGCAAGUAAGUUUCUGCACCGAUUUCAUUCGGUGUGAGGCACCUCGGGGGUUCUUGCUCGACUCUUCUUUUCGGGGUGAGGUGGAUCUGCCGUCGGGGGCAGCUGACAGCCAUCCAAGACGCCGCGAGCCGUACUCCGCGUGAAGAAUGCCCAGCCGCGCUUGGCCAAGCCGGCCGACCCCGGGCCGACGGCGGGCCUCUACAUGGAGCGAUCGCAGAGCCGCAUCAGCCUGUCCGCGUCCUUCGAGGCCCUCGCCAUCUACUUCCCCUGCAUGAACUCCUUCGACGAGGACGAUGGGGUGGACACAGAGGGCAGGAAGUUGAAGGGAGGCAUCCAGAGGAGCACAGAGACGGGUCUGGCCGUAGAGAUGCCCAGCCGGACGGUCCGGCAGGCCAGCCACGAGUCUAUAGAGGACAGUAUGAACAGCUACGGCUCAGAGGGAAACCUAAACUACAGCGGCAUGUGUCUGGCGUCGGACGCACAGUUCAGCGACUUCCUGGAUGGGAUGGGACCUGCCCAGUUUGUUGGGAGACAGACGCUGGCGACAACAUCCAUGGGUGACAUAGAGAUCGGUCUGAUGGAGAGGAACGGGGGUCUGGAGGUGGAGGUCGUCCAGGCAAGAGGACUCACCAUGAAACCGGGCUCAAAGGGACCUCCAGCCGCCUACAUCAAAGUUUACCUCCUGGAGAACGGCAUCUGUGUGGCCAAGAAGAAGACCAAGUCAGUGAGGAAGUCUCUGGAUCCUCUCUACAACCAGGUCCUGGUCUUCUCUGAAAGCCCACAGGGGAAAGUGGUGCAGGUGAUCGUUUGGGGCAACUACGGACGGAUGGACCGCAAAUGCUUCAUGGGCGUAGCUCGAAUCCUAUUGGAGGAGCUGGACCUCAGCACAAUGGUGAUUGGCUGGUACAAGCUCUUCCCUACCUCCUCCAUGGUGGACCCAACGAUGGCGCCGCUCAUCCGCCACUCCUCCCAGAUGUCCCUGGAGAGCACCAUCGGGCCCUGUUGUGAGCGAUCCUAAGACUCAAGACAAAUCUAAAGUUUUGUUGUUGCGACUCCAUUUCUGUCUCAACCAAAUCCUAAGACACAUUUUUAUACACCCUGUAGUCCUGCGCCCGGGUCAGCCAGGCCGCACUGCUCCUGGAGCAGGUAGGUGUUAAGUAUCUUGCUCAAGGGCACUUUGACAGGUCCAACCACACUUGGGACUGAACCACUCCACUGAUUGGGAAAUGACUUCACUAACUUGUAGGUCAUUUUGGCACUCAUUGGAAAUGUACUGUAAUUCUUUUGAUAUUGUAUCAGACUGUUUCCUGAGACUCACGGGAAGCACAUUUCUUUUGUUGUUGCAACCGAGUGCCCCUCAGACUCACAGGAAAACGCUGAGAUCUCUUUGAUGAGAAAACAAAAACCUACUUAAUGAGGAUACUUCAAAGGAGGGCUCGGUUGCUGACAUUGAUCACAUCCUAUUGGGACCACGAUACACUGCGGGCUCAGCUUCGCUUCAGCUACGCGCCUUCACAGCCUACAUUCUCAUUCCCAGGACUGCUUGUUGUCUUUCUGCGUCCUCAUUAAGGGGCCGGAUGGCUCCUGAGUGUUAUCUGUCCAUCCACGAGUCCGGAGAGAAAGCGAGACGGCCCUCAGACUGUUUGAGACACCAGCCUCCAAUUUUGCAGGAGCAUGGGGACAGCAGAUUGUUGGUGAUUGGAUUGGGCUUUUUAAAAAGAAUUACAUAUAUAGCUUUAUAGCUAUAUAACUUAUUUGUUGUAUCCAACCAAGUCGUAUCUUGGUUUCGAACACUGACUUUGUUUUUGUUAUUUUUCUGUCACACAUUGGGCCCUUCAAUGUUCAGUUAAUUUGGUACUAUGUGUGUGUGAGUGGAGGUAUGAAUGAAAGUCCUUUUCAUCCUGUGGAAGGUUCGAGAUCUCUACUUGAUCUUAGGGAUCCAGAGUCAUGCUGGGUUUUUAUCCUACCAGUUCCUUAGGACUGCGGUCAAUUACAUUUACUUGCAGUGCUGCAGGUAUCUUGGGUGGGUUAAAGGGGAACCUGGACCCUAUUUCCCAUGUUUUUUGUGUCUAAGUUAUUUGCAGGAACAACGGUUUUUGAAAUUGGUGUAGUAUUGAGUGAAAGUGCAGCGCUGUCUCUCAAUACUGGACAAUAUUUUGCUCCCAUGAUUCACUUUGACACAAGUACAAUGGAAAAUAGGAUCCAGGUUGAAAAAUACUGGAGUUUCCCUUUAAUAUAGUUUGAAAUAAAAACAGGCAGGUUCUGAGUUCCCAAAGAUCAUGUAUGCCCCAAGAGCCUGUAAAUUUUCAUUACAAGUAAUCCCCACAUCGGCUGAUUUCACUGGUUAGUUUGUCACGGAAGG
Messenger RNA from Epinephelus fuscoguttatus (brown-marbled grouper), 3355 nucleotides. It is a transcript of the gene rims4, whose product is annotated as regulating synaptic membrane exocytosis 4. The record is from RefSeq and is a predicted model, not a curated record. The coding region runs from base 1196 to 2011 and encodes 271 amino acids. NCBI's taxonomy places the organism in Eukaryota, Metazoa, Chordata, Actinopteri, Perciformes, Serranidae. The transcript is spliced from 7 exons. Gene Ontology annotation, molecular function: small GTPase binding; transmembrane transporter binding. Gene Ontology annotation, biological process: regulation of synaptic plasticity; positive regulation of synaptic transmission; regulation of membrane potential. Gene Ontology annotation, cellular component: presynaptic membrane; cytoskeleton of presynaptic active zone.